UAAACAUCCUAAUAACCUUUACACAUAGCUAAUAUUCACUGUACAAUACCUGAAAUAAACGUACAUAAUUCAUAUUCAAUAGAAACCAUAAUAAUGAUCUAGGGGGAUCCUGCAGGAGAGCCCUGUAGACUUGAGAGACUGUACCUGAGGGGACUUUAGGACUGUACAGAACCACGUUCUGUACCGGGACAUGACAAACAUAACCUAUACUUACUUGCCCCAAGCCCUAUACAACUGCCUUUCUGAUGACCCCACUUUCUGGCUACUCUCAGCUACUUCCUGUGACUUGUUGUCACUGCAGGAUCUUGCCACUCAGUUAGUGAUUGGCUGAGCAGAUCAAUCACUGUAACUUCGCUCAUCUCUAACCUCAACGGAACCAGGAAAUAGCAAGCAGGGCAGUGGAGCCACAGGGGAAUAAGGUGGGUGUAACUCAAAGAACUGGACAAAGUUUCUUUAUUAAAGUUCCAUAUUUUUCCGUAUGACCAAUUAUGGCAUGUCUACAUGACACACGUACUCCCUCACCCUCCUUUGCCAGCCUUCUCUCAGAUGGACCAUUUAGACGUCUGGACACUGAUACACCACCUGGCUGCACCCCAGAACAAGAGCUAACCCCCACACAAUGUGUAUUGCGUGAUAUGGUGCGAACAGAAGUCACACUCCCAAAUGAUGAUCCCUCAUCCCCCCUUACACACAGCGUACCCCAAGAUCCACAAGAACCUGAGGACAGAGGUGGUGGGGGUGCAGCAGGUGGUCCUGGAGAUGACAGACCAUGUCGUGCACUUGGAGACAGCCGCAUGCAAUGCCAGGCUGGAGUUGGGUUCUUGGGUGGACUUUUUGGCUGUCUCAGGCCAGUCUGGGCUAUGAUUGGUAAAACUUAUUCAACAGAACACAAGCAACAUGGAGAAGAUCCCUGGGAAGUGCCCUUUGAGGAGAUCCAGGAUCUGCAGUGGGUGGGCAGUGGUGCCCAAGGUGCUGUCUUCCUGGGAAAAUUUCAUGGUGAAGAAGUUGCUGUUAAGAAGGUUAGAGACAUUAAAGAGACAGACAUUAAACACCUCCGGAAACUGAAGCAUCCCAACAUCAUCACCUUUAAGGGUGUCUGUACCCAAGCUCCUUGCUAUUGUAUCCUAAUGGAAUUCUGUGCCCAAGGGCAGUUGUAUGAAGUUCUGCGUGCUGGAAGGAAAGUAACCCCCUCUUUAUUAGUGGACUGGUCCAUGGGUAUUGCUGGAGGAAUGAAUUAUCUGCAUCUCCACAAAAUCAUCCACCGCGAUCUUAAGUCUCCAAACAUGCUGAUCACAUAUGACGAUCUGGUAAAAAUCUCAGACUUUGGUACGUCCAAAGAGUUGAGUGACAAGAGCACUAAAAUGUCCUUUGCGGGAACAGUAGCCUGGAUGGCACCAGAGGUCAUACGAAAUGAACCUAUCUCUGAAAAGGUGGACAUCUGGUCUUUUGGUGUGGUGCUUUGGGAAUUACUGACUGGGGAGAUACCUUAUAAAGAUGUAGAUUCCUCAGCUAUAAUUUGGGGUGUUGGCAACAAUAGUCUGCAUCUCCUUGUACCAUCAAGUUGUCCUGACGGAUUUAAGCUCCUACUACGACAGUGCUGGAACAGCAAACCUAGGAAUCGGCCAUCAUUUAGGCAGAUUCUGCUGCACCUAGAUAUUGCCUCUGCUGAUGUGUUAUCUACCCCACAGGAAACUUACUUCCAAUCACAGGCGGAGUGGCGAGAGGAAGUGAGGCUGCAUUUUGAGAAGAUAAAAUCAGAAGGGACCUGUUUACAACGUCUAGAAGAGGAGUUGAUAUCCCGACGCCGUGAGGAGCUCCGACAUGCCCUGGAUAUUCGAGAACACUAUGAGCGCAAGUUACAGAGAGCUAACACAUUGUAUGUGGAACUGAACUCGCUCAUGCUGCAGCUGGAGUUGAAGGAAAGAGAGUUACUAAGGAGAGAGCAGAAUCUUGAGAAGAAAUUUCCUACCAUUCUGCGUCAACAGCCUCGGCCUUCAAGCACUGUGGAAAAACUUAUUAAAAAAAGAAAUGUUCCACAAAAACUAUCUCCACAUGGAAAGAGACCAGACAUCUUGAAGUCUGAGGCCCUCCUACCUAAAGGGGACUCUGGCUUGUCUCCAUCAACUCCAACUGGCUGCCAGAAAUUGCCUCCUUCUCCUGGACGAGGUCGCAGAGGAAAACCACGUUACCGAAAAGCAAAAGACAUGGUCAACUUGAGGGCAGCCGUGACUCCUGAGCCAACUCCCCAGAGCCAACCACCUCCACGUGACCCACAUCCUUUAUCUUCUUCCAGUCCAGACCUGCUAUGUACCCCUCUGGAGGCGGAGGCUCGUAGAGAGAGCCAGAGUGCAGAAUGCUCUCCAGUUCGUUCAUUACCUGGACCGCCAAGCCCUGAAUCCCCAUCAGGGAAGGCAACUGGAAGUAGAUCAGCUAGAGGUGGACAACACUUGACGCCAGCAGCAAUGCUAUACAGAGCAGCUGUCACCAGAAGUCAGAAACGAGGUGUAUCAUCAGAGGAGGAAGAGGGGGAGGUGGAUAGUGAGCUGGAGCUGGAGAGGAGACAGAGGUGGCAGGCAGAGAUGUCUCAACACCAGUCUCCCAGCUCAGAAAACUUGUCAGAUGGUGAAGAAGGAAACACCACAGAUCUGUCCCAUAGUGUCACCCCAGAUGUGCUCAGCACUAAUACAGAUGAGCGCCCUGAUGAACGCUCCGAAGAUCUUGUUUCUCAAAGCUCAGAACCUCCACUGGAUCUUUUGACCCAGUCUGAUGGGCUCUCAGAGAAAGAGGCCAUUGUCCAGAAGGUGAAAUCUCAGCUCAGCAAUGAACAAACCGCUGGAGAGAAUGUUGGUCUGUACGAUGACUCCGACUGUGACAGCACCGAACUAGACCAAUCGCUGGCUGCAGCGACUUCAUGAUGCCAGAGCAAAGAUACCUCCUGACUGUAUAUAGAGGAAAUAUUUAUAUAAAUAUAAUCUAUAAAUAUAAUACAUAAUAUGUGAAUAGACUGAGCCACACCCCCAGACCUACACUUCCCAACUCUCACACCCAAUGACAACACACACAAUCUCCGCUCACUUAGCAGGGGAUCAAAGUUUGGAUGCACUGGAAAUAUAAGUCUGCACAUCAAAGCAGAGAGAGACUUUUAUGUUCUAAUCCUGUCUGUUCUGUACUGGCAGGUGAGAAGUUAAAGUGCACAGAAUGUAGAUGUUGCCUCUGUUCUGCACACUCCUGCAGGGGGGCGAUGUGGUAUAAUCUCACAAAUUACCUCCAGUGCUCCUUGAACCACAUGUCGGGUCUUUAGAAUGUCACUGUGCAAGCUGAGGUGGUUCAAUCACUGUGUAACUUGGUUAAAAGCACCACUACCCCUAAAAUACAGGGUGAUCCCAAAUGUUAUAUCAUCUGGUAAUAUUCACAAAUUGUUUAGACUAAGUUUGUGAGAUUCGGAAUCAUGUGUCAGAUUUUUUUUUUAUUGGAACAGAGGGUGGAUCUCUGCUAGAAUUGGAGAUAAACUUGAUUUCUCCUUUGUAUAUUAUUAAAAUAGAAACUACCCAACCUGGUACCAAGAUUUCCACCAAUAUCGUCCUUUUCUGAGAAAAUAUCCAUAAAGACUUACUUAUCAUGAUUUCAUGUGGUUUAUCGUGAAGGAACCACAAGAAAAUAGAGAACUAACAGAUAGAUAAAAAUUCCCAAGCAGUGUAAAGAUAUGGUCCAGGUUUAGACACAAUCAUGGGCCCCAGUGGACCAGCAGAAGGCCGCUAGGGUCUGUGGUUAUGUUCACACACACAGUAUUUUGGGUAAAAAAAAAUUGAAGUUUUUUUGAUUAUUGAGUUCAAUGAAAAUCAAUGGAUUUAUGGCAGGUAAUUCACAUUCACUAAAAUUUUACAGCAAACUGUACCUUUUAAUUUCUUUUCCAAGUGUCAAGGAGGUGGGGCUAAGCUGCCACUACCUGGUAUGUCUCCUCGCUCAUCCAUAACUCUUAAGCCCCCUCCUUGAUUGACGUACAGAGGUCUGAAGCACUUAAACAGUAUGACCCCACCUCUUUGACACUUGACUGAGAAAUAAAAACAAAGUUUUAUAAAUUUGGCAACUACCAGUAGCUCCAUGAAAAGGCUGUUUGCUUUUAUACCUUAACAGCUAUCCAGCAGAGUCUGUAGCUGUUAGAAGCAAAUACAGCUGACAGAUUCCCUUUAAAAGGGGUACUCCACUGCUCAGCGUUUGGAACAAAAUGUUCCGAACCCUUAGAGCCGGCAGCUCGUGACGUCAUAGCUCCACCCUCUCAAUGCAAGUCUAUGGGAGGGGGCGUGACAGCCGUCACGCCCCCUCCCAUAGACUUGCAUUAAGGGGGCGGAACACAACAUAAUAAGGGGGCGGAAUUAUGACGUCACUAUCUCCCAGCGCCUUUUUUUUCCCAAAGCUGAUCAGCAGAGUACCCCUUAAAGUGCAGGGUCCUUUUACAGCCAUUUAUGGCUCAAAAGACAUCAGUUUUUGAAGUUUUCUUUUGCAAUUUUUGUUUCAAUCCCCAAAGACAGCUGGUUUGCAAAUUGCAUAAUAACAUUUGCUGUAUAUGAAAAAAAUCCCAAAUGGCAGAAAAUAUUAAUUAAAGCUUUUUUUAAGACUGAAAAUACAGACCAACAAACUGGGUGUAUACAUAACCUUAUCCUUAUAGGUGGCUUCACAGAUAACAUAUAAGACAUUACUGAUAUGUCCUGUAUGUUUCUCUUCUGGGACCAAGGACAUAUGGCAAAGUGUUUUGAAUUUUUAAGUUUUUAGACAUCUAAACGUACAUUUGUGAAUGUUAUUUGAUAAAGUUUAACAGAAAGCACCCUGUAUUUUAGGAUUAAAAGUUCUUUAAAUCCCCUACAUAUGGAUUGCAUACUGUAUAAUAAUUGCCGAGACUUAUCAUUGCAUGGUGUAAUCUUCAGAGUUUCAGGGUCUCGAGACAAUAUCCUAGAAUUUUGUUCUCAACACUCGGAAUGCACUGUAAUCUAAUGGGGUUCAGGUUUGAAAUAUCAUCACUGGAGCUUAGUUACUAAAGGUAAAUUGAGUCAGCGUGUAGUUUCAUUAUAAGAUUUACAUUUAACAUAUAAAUAAGGGUCGCAGAGAGUAAAAUUCUUUAAGUUUGCUAUUUGGGUUUUACUAGUGGAUUGUGUUGAUUCCUUUCUUUAUAUAUCAGUUACAGAAUUUAGAGCUGCAUUUUUGUGAUCUGUAAGGGUGGGUUUACACUUGUGAAGCUCCGGUUUCGAAUCUUCCGUCCGGAACUUCCGAGCCCGGCCAGCGUCAGCACUAGGACCACACAGGUCUUUGCCAUUCCAAUAGACAUCAGUUUCUGCUGAGCAGAUUCAAUGUUCAGGCAGAUUUUUUGGAUUAGAAUUUUCUGUUGGAAAUUCCAAAACCAGCCCCACACGUGUCCUCUGUGUGGUAUUGCCAUCCACCUGGCAGUUAUUUUUUGGAAAACUGCCACUACAGUUGUUGAGCCAAAGCCAGAAGUGGGUCCAGCAGGAAGGAGAAGUAUAAGUCCUUUCUUUAUAUUUCCCAUUCUGUUUGAAUACACUUCUAACUUUGGCUCAAAAACUGCAGUGGGAGCUCUAAAAAAAAUAAAAAUAAAAAAUAAAAAAAUAAAUAAAAAACUACCGAAAAAGCAGCCUGUGUUCUAGAAAGUUGCAUUUUAUGAGUUGAUUAAAAUGCAGCCUAGACUAUGGAUUAGCAUGUUUUAGGAAUAUGCAUUGGGAGGAUAACCCACAUGCUACUUUUGCAUGGAGCAUAUUUUACCUUUAGUAGCUAAGCUCCUAGGUUAUGAGCCUUUUCACAGAAGGUUUCUAUGCAUCAACAUAUCAUAUACUUUACAUAUCACUGCUGCAUUCAAGGGAAGCAAUUCUAAUAAGAUUCAGUGCCAGAUUGGUAUUAGGGAAUUGUUACUACUUUAAAGGAAAUCUGUCACCAGUUUCACCUGCACUAACCUGCCGGUACAGACAAGUAGUGCAGGUGACACUGAUGAC
This is a messenger RNA of Hyla sarda, 5996 nucleotides long. RefSeq names its product mitogen-activated protein kinase kinase kinase 12 (gene MAP3K12). The transcript has 14 exons. NCBI's taxonomy places the organism in Eukaryota, Metazoa, Chordata, Amphibia, Anura, Hylidae. The coding region runs from base 489 to 2915 and encodes 808 amino acids. Gene Ontology annotation, biological process: protein autophosphorylation. The record is from RefSeq and is a predicted model, not a curated record. Gene Ontology annotation, molecular function: ATP binding; JUN kinase kinase kinase activity.